Molecule: messenger RNA, 7702 nt
Organism: Dama dama (fallow deer)
Lineage: Eukaryota; Metazoa; Chordata; Mammalia; Artiodactyla; Cervidae
Gene: BBX
Product: BBX high mobility group box domain containing
Exons: 19
Coding region: 431-3256 (941 amino acids)
Biological process (GO): regulation of transcription by RNA polymerase II
Cellular component (GO): nucleus
Molecular function (GO): DNA-binding transcription factor activity, RNA polymerase II-specific; RNA polymerase II transcription regulatory region sequence-specific DNA binding
Source: RefSeq, a predicted model, not a curated record
GCAUGCAGUGUGUGUGGAGCAGGGUACAGUGGAGCGGAGGCAGAGCGGCUCCGCGAGCUCCUCUCCACUUUCCCACAGAGAAGCCCUGACUGGCCGCCGAGGGCGAGCCACGCACACGCCCUCGCGCCCGGCGAGCCCGCGAGGUCACUAUCAUAUGACAGAGGCUCUGCCGCAGUUCAUCUUCCUCUCUGCGUACUUUCCAUUUGCCUUCCUGACUAAAGAUGGAGAAGCUCUAUACGGUCAGCAAUAACAAGACCAGGAGUUGUCUGUGGCUCAGAUCAUGAACUCCUUAUUGCCAAAUUCAGACUUAAAUUGAAGAAAGUAGGGAAAACCACCAGACCAUUCAGAAUCCUGCUGCAUCACAGAAGUUGGAAGUUCUGAUGUUCCAUUGACAUCACAAUGGAAAGUUUUGACUUGACCGGUCACAGUAAUGAAAGGCAGUAGUAGAAAUAAAGAUCAUUCAGCAGAAGGAGAAGGGACCGGAAAACGACCAAAGCGCAAGUGUCUCCAGUGGCAUCCGUUGCUAGCAAAGAAGCUCCUUGACUUUUCAGAAGAGGAAGAAGAGGAAGACGAAGAGGAGGAUAUUGACAAGGUUCAACUUCUUGGGGCCGAUGGCCUAGAGCAAGAUGUUGGUGAAACUGAAGAUGAUGAAUCACCAGAACAGCGAGCCCGGAGACCAAUGAAUGCAUUUCUCUUAUUUUGCAAACGUCAUCGCUCUCUUGUACGUCAGGAACACCCCAGGCUUGAUAACCGAGGUGCUACCAAGAUACUAGCUGAUUGGUGGGCUGUUCUCGAUCCAAAGGAAAAGCAGAAAUACACAGACAUGGCCAAGGAGUAUAAAGAUGCGUUUAUGAAAGCAAAUCCCGGCUACAAAUGGUGUCCUACCACAAACAAGCCUGUGAAAUCCCCAGCACCUACCACUGUUAAUCCGCGAAAGAAACUAUGGGCCUUCCCAUCUGACUCUUCAAGAGACUUGCCAAGCCCCAAGAAAACAAAGGCUGAAGAAAUGCCUCAGCUUAACUUUGGAAUGGCCGAUCCUACUCAAAUGGGAGGCCUGAGCAUGCUGCUUUUAGCUGGAGAACAUGCUCUUGGGACCCCAGAGAUCUCCUCUGGCACUUGCAGGCCUGAUGUUUCAGAAUCCUCUGAAUUGCGUCAGAAGUCACCAUUAUUUCAGUUUGCCGAGAUAUCUUCAAGUACAUCCCACCCUGAUGCGCCUUCCAAACAGUGUCAAGCGUCAGCCUUGUUUCAGUUUGCAGAGAUUUCUUCAAACACUUCGCACUUGGGUGGUGCUGAACCUGUAAAACGCUGUGGAAAGUCUGCACUCUUUCAACUGGCUGAGAUGUGCCUGGCAUCAGAGGGGGUGAAAAUGGAAGAAUCAAAGAUUAGAGCGAAAGAAUUAGAUGGUGGAAGAAUUAAAGAAUUGGAGAAGGGAAAGGAAGAAAGAGACACAAAAAUGGAGAAAAUGGAUGAAGCCAGGUUACAGAAAGAAGCAGAAUUUGAAAAAUCAGCUAAGGAAAAUGUAAGAGAUUCUAAGGAAAUAAGAAAUUUUGAGGAGCUGCGAAUGGAUGACAUAAUCGGUAUAAAAAUGGAAGCUCCCAAAGAAAUUAAAAAGGAAGAAUUAGAGGAGGAUCAAAAAUGUGGUCACUUCCCUGAUUUUUCCUACUCUGCCAGUAGCAAGAUAAUAAUAAGCGAUGUUCCCAGUAGAAAGGACCACAUAUGCCAUCCUCAUGGAAUCAUGAUCAUUGAGGAUCCCACAGCCCUAAGCAAACCAGAGAAGCUAAAAAAGAAAAAGAAGAAAAACAAAAUGGAUCGACAUGGAAAUGAUAAAUCCACACCCAAGAAGGCCUGCAAGAAGAGGCAGUCCUCGGAGUCAGAUAUUGAGAGUGUCAUGUACACCAUUGAGGCUGUGGCCAAGGGGGACUGGGGCAUCGAGAAGCUUGGAGAUACCCCUCGAAAGAAGGUCCGCCCAUCCUCCAGCGGAAAGGGGAGUAUUUUGGAUGCCAAGCCACCAAAGAAAAAAGUGAAAUCUAGAGAGAAGAAAAUGUCGAAGGAGAAAUCCUCAGACCCCACCAAAGAGUCAAGACCUCCAGAUUUUAUCAGUAUUUCUGCAAGCAAGAACAUUUCUGGUGAGGUGCCAGAGGGUAUAAAAGCAGAACCGUUGACCCCCACGGAGGACGCGCUCCCACCCACCCUGUCGGGACAGGCCAAGCCUGAGGACAGUGACUGCCACAGAAAGAUAGAGACUUGUGGCUCCCGGAAAUCGGAGAGGUCUUGCAAAGGUGCUCUUUAUAAAACCCUGGUGUCUGAGGGCAUGCUCACCUCUCUGCGAGCUAAUGUUGACAGAGGGAAACGAAGCUCAGGAAAAGGAAACUCGUCUGAUCAUGAAGGGUGUUGGAAUGAAGAAAGCUGGACGUUUAGCCAGAGUGGGACCAGUGGAAGCAAGAAGUUGAAGAAGACAAAGGGAAAGGAAGACUCUGUCCUGGGCUCAACAAAGCUGGAUGAAGAAUUUGAAAAGAAAUUCAACAGCCUCCCUCAGUAUAGUCCUGUUACAUUUGACCGGAAAUGUGUACCUGUCCCAAGGAAAAAGAAGAAGACUGGAAAUAUGUCCGCAGAACCGACUAAAACCAGCAAAGGUCCUUUCCAGUCUCAGAAAAAGAACUUAUUCCACAAAAUUGUCAGCAAAUAUAAGCACAAAAAGGAGAAGCCUAAUGUUCCGGAAAAAGGAAGUGGGGAUAAAUGGUCAAGCAAGCAACUCUUCUUGGAUGCCAUUCACCCUACAGAAGCCAUAUUUUCAGAAGACAAAAACACCACAGAGCCUGCUUAUAAGGUUAAAAAUGCCCUAUCCAUUCCCAACACUCCAGAGCCAAUAACAACUCAAGAACCCUUGGUGGGCAGCCAGAAGAGAAAAGCAAGGAAAACCAAGAUCACACACCUUGUCAGGACAGCAGACGGCCGGGUGUCACCAGCAGGAGGUACUCUGGAUGACAAGCCCCGGGAGCAGCUGCAGAGGGGCCUCGCUAAGGUGACUGAGACAGGCUGCAACGACGCGUGCCCGCACACCAGGGAGGCCGCGGAGACACGGAGCAGCACCCCAGAGAUGCCGGCCGUGUCCGCCUUCUUCAGCCUCGCCGCGCUGGCCGAAGUGGCCGCCAUGGAAAACGUGCACAGAGGUCAGAGGUCAACUCCGCUCACCCAUGAUGGACAGCCAAAGGAAAUGGCCCAGGCCCCUGUACUCAUUUCCUGCGCUGACCAGUGACGCGCCCUUUAAUUGUAAAACGUUGUGCUUUACCUACUACCCCAGACUUGUCUUUACCGAGGGAUGCUAGUGAGUCCGUGUGGUGGGAAAUAGAGACUGCAAACAGCUGCUUGUUUGCCCUCCGUGGCCCAGAUUCACUUGAAGCAGAAGUUGGCACCCUGGGCCAGUUUUGUUCUCUCAGAACCCAGAAUCUUUGAGGGUGAUGUGAUGAUGUGAUCUGUCUGAUACUGAGCGGAAACGGGAUGACCUAGAGCUUUGCUUUCUAUUGAAGGCUUUCGAUGGUAACAGGUGGUGACUUGGUAAAAGGCUGCCUUUACUGUAGCUCAUCCAGCAUCUCUUUUACCAACCAGAGAGUGUGAAGCUAGUUUCGUAUAUUACCUAGUUAUUCUUUCAAAACAAAAACAAAAAACCAACAAAAAAAGAAAAAGCAAAAACUGACGCACUGCACUAGUUAUUAUUAGAUAUUCCUAGUCUUUUUUGUACAUGGAGAUUUAAGUUCUAAGAUGGUUUAUAUAAUAGGUUAUACCUACAUUUAUAUUGUAGAAUAAUAUUAAAAUGCCUGUUCAAAGACUCCCAAGCAGCACGGGCAGGCAGAUGUACCAUUGUUAGUGGUGUAUGCUCGGCCUCAUGGUCCCUAUAUUCUGCACUUUUAUAUUUGCCACCAGAGUGGUAGUUUGCUGGCAAAAAGAGAAAGAGAGGGAAAAAAAAUUACAAUUCUUGCAAGCUGAAUUUUUUUUUUUUUUCUUAGCCUUGAGUGACCAAGAAGAAUUUGCUGGGGGCAAAUUGUGGCAAAUAUUUUCCCAGACAGGGGAAAAGUCCUGCAGAUUACAAAUGUUUUCAUGCCUUGAGGGUUCUUUUUAUUUUUUACACAGGGGUCUGAGUAACCAAUGGAUCGUUCAUACAGACAAAAAAAAAAAAGAAAACUAUUAUUCAGAAGUGACCUUAGUAUUACUUCACUAUUCUGAACACAUUGAAGACACUCACCUCAUGUGGACUUUGAGCUACAGACCUUUUACAUCCAUCCCAGACAGACUGGACGGGUAGCGAUUGCUAUGCACAGCCGAAUUGGCACAGCAGAUUUUUAGAGCCAUUCUGAGUUUUUGUGAUUACGGAGGUAUUGAGUAAAUGGUGAGGGAGGUGUGCCUGACCACAGUGGGACUCGCAGUCAUAGAUCCACCUGCAAGUUUCCUGUUCUUUUUUGUGUUUUGUUGAACAUAAAACCAACCAUACAUAUGCCAGUGCCAAGCGGAUUAACUGGCUUAGAACAUUCAGCAUAUUGACUCCACCGCCUGACGUUCACAGUGUCUUGUUCCUUAGCAACAGAUGCAAAGUGAUAAAUCAAAAUUAGUCAGCGGCUCCACAUUUUACAGGGUAUUUGUUCCAUAGCACAAAGGAUUUCCCCACUCUUGCAUCACAGCACAAACUACCAAAUUUUAAUUGUUGGAUUCCAGCAAUAAUUUUUAUUGGUUUUCAAACUGGCGGAAUUUUGAUAGUGUUAGUUCAAGUUUGAAGCUUUUGAAUUAGCUCUCUAAAUGGUGACAGUUUACAAGGUUUUAUCUAGCUUUCUUAUUUAUACUUGACUGAAUUGUAAUGAUGAUUUUUUUUUUCUAAUCGUAAUUUGACCUAAUAGCCAUACAAAAAAUGACUCUAUUAGUACUGACUAGGUUUAGCUUUUCACGGUUGUAGAUACUACUUCGGUUUCGGUGCUGGAAAAUAUGUACAUCAUACUAACAGAAUUGAAAAAGGAUAGAGAGAAUGGGGGUUUUUUCUUUAAAGCAGUUAAAGAGGGCAGCAGGACUUUGGAAUGGUGUCCUCAAAAAUGCAUAUUCCUUGUGAACAUGGAGGAAGAUGGAAGGUAGUAAGUAAGUUUAAUCAGAGAUUAAAAACUUCACCCCAUUCACAUAGAAAUAAACCUGGUGGGCAGCCCCAGAUUUUAGCAUAGUUUUUUACUAUGAUGCUGUUUUAUUAAUAUUUUCUAAAUUUCAGAACACAAAGUAAAUGUUUAAAAAUUGCUGGGUCCUAGUGUUGGUGGCUGUUGGAGUCUUUGGACCACUUGCUAGCAGUGAUUUAAAAAUUAUUAGCUUAAAUCCCCAAAAAAUUCAAAAUCAACAAAAAUUUUUUGGUGCAGAACAUGCACCUUGACAAUGGUACUAACUUAUUAUUCUCUAGAACACGUUAGAAUAGAUCUAUUUUUGCCGGAGCCCCCUCCUUCCUUCCAGUCCUCCAAUUACAUUUCACUAGAGUUCCUUAAGAGAUUGCUGUAUAUUCAUGGGACCUUUUUUUAAAAAGAAGCGAAACAGAAGAUUACUUUUUUCUAUGUGAUUAAUAUAUCUUACUUGAUCUGCUUUUCCUAAACCUCAGUGGCUUUUCCCUUAGGCAGGGGUGGGGGUGGAGGGCAACCUACUGGAUAUGACUGUUUUCAAGAUACUUUAAAAAAAAAAAAAACUUUUUGUAGAAAUGCUUAAUUUUUAAGCGGCUAGUCACUGAGAGUAGCAGAAAUCCUGCAAAGCUUUAUAGUCCUCUAGACACUCGCCUUGUUGUUUCUCCGAGCAAAGUUUUGAUUUCAGUAACAGUGCUUUUCUCAAGCCCUGAAUCCACUGGAGAGGGGUGUUGGUGUUUUCAGGUAAUAACAUUUGUUAGCACAAGUAUUUCAGACCAACAUGUAGUCCCCCCCCCAUUUAUCAUUUUCAUUUCACUUCUUGCAUUCUUUUUUAUUUUGGAAAAUCAUAUUGCUAUGGUGUGUACCUUAAUCUGCCAGCAAACACCAUCUACACUAACAUUUGUCCCACAAGCAUCCUUGAGAAAAAGUUGUUGCACCUUAUGUAUAUCUCAAGCAAACCAAAAUAUGAUGCUCUUCUGCUUUGUUUUAUUCUAAAUUGUUGUAUCAUAUCUUUCUGAAACCAUUCUGAAUCUAGUUGAAAUUAUCAAUAUUUAUGCUUUUAACCUUAAUUUCUGGAUUCAAACCUGUAUAUAAAUCUUUUGAAAAACAAAAAAAAAUUGUCCUAGCCCUUCUCUGUGAUGCUGGAAGUGGAUGAUCAGUCUCAGAUGGAGACGCAGUACUGUUCCAGUUUUCUUUAGCCUUUUAUUUAUUUAGUUAUUCUGGGUAUUCUCCUAUGUAAUUUUGAAGUGUGUAGAGUAUAUAAUAGUAACAAGCUGCAGCUCUAAGAAGCUGAGUGAAAGAAAGAAAAUACUGUAAGACAUCCUUUUUAAGUUUUUAUUUGUUUGGUAAACUAUAAUGAGAUAAGGAAAAAGAAAAAUGUCCUACAGCCACAUUGAAGAUACAGGUUCUUAACCUCAAAUUAGGUUAGUUUCCAGAUUUUAGAUCAAAAUUGCUAAUUAAUUAAAGCCCCCCCUUUUUUUAAAGGCUAUGUCAUACUCUCGUAAUCCUGACAGCCUUUUCCCCUCAAGUUUUGGAAAUAUAUUUAUUUAAUUCCAUCAGAUGAGCUUUCUACCAAUGCCCCCUCCAACCCAUGUUGAACUCAUCCCCAUGUUAUCACUGUUAUUCUAGUUCCUGACAUUAAAACUGCUGCAGAGGAAAAAAGUGAUGGAACACUAUCAACAAAGAGGAACAUUUGAACAAGCCUGGUUGUUCAGAAUCCCACGUGUUUAAUCCCCGUCGUUCUCUUAUCAAGUCAGAUGCUACCCUGACUGAGUCCUAGAAAAUUUUGUUUGCACUCUGUAGUCCUUGGCUCAUCAUAUGGAAGUGUUUGCACCUAUGUAAGAUCUCACGCAAAUUAUAAAUCGAUAACAGCACUAGAGUAAGCUGAAAACCGAAUGACCUGUUUUGUUUAUACAGUGCGGGGGGAGGGCUGGGGGCAUCCAGGAAGUCUGUUCCAAGUGUGGCGUUUGGCAUUAAUGUGAAGCAGUGGGACCAUGCUGCCUGCUAACUACUGUAUGAAUCCUGUGUGUUCUGAAGACCAGCAGCUGGAGGCCGGCAUCCAUUCGGCAAAGGGGAAGCAGCGCCGCUCCGCCGGGGAAAAGGAAUCCCUGCGAGGCCUGGAGUCAUCCCCUAGAGGGAGAGGCCGGGUGUGCGCCAGGCUGCGAGGAGGCGCACCUCUGACCGCAGCGCUCCACGGGGCCCUCUGAUGAGGCCGACCCCGACGGGCUGCCUCGGCUUUACGGUUAACUGCAGUGAGUCCUGCUUCCCAAGUUUGUCUUUUUUUUGCUUCUGCCUUCAGUGCCACUAUUUUCCACUGCAGUGUUUAGACUCACAAACCACCUUCUCCAGAGAGAACAAUGUAUUGCUGAAAAUGGGCAGCAGAAGCCAAUGCUCUUAGGACAUUUGACCUACGAAGUAUUCAGAGUGACUGCUAGGUGGGAAUUAAAAUUUAGCCUUCCCCACAUAGGACCUUGUUUUUGCACCUUGUAAAGAGUAUACUAAUUGUUAAUUAGGUAUUGCUUUAUUUAUACAAGUAUUCCCAAAGAAUUAGAUUUGGAUUUUGUUUU